Oncorhynchus masou masou (cherry salmon) is the source of this 2510-nucleotide messenger RNA. Its product is annotated as gastrula zinc finger protein XlCGF17.1-like. The record is from RefSeq and is a predicted model, not a curated record. NCBI's taxonomy places the organism in Eukaryota, Metazoa, Chordata, Actinopteri, Salmoniformes, Salmonidae. Bases 235 to 1272 code for a protein of 345 amino acids. The transcript has 2 exons.
UUCAACAGCAGCAACAGUUAGUCAGACACCUCGGUAGCUUGCAGGACAAAAUAGACGAACCAAUAAAGCUCUUUAGACGCUUUGGUGUAUAUUAGCCAUUGUGUUUUAAACACACUUCUGUCGUCUAGUUAGUUAUCUGAUUUAAUUUCAUAUUUACAUUGUUAUUGGACAGCUAGCUGACUGGUUAAGUUAGCUUUAGCCUAGCUAGCUAACUAUUAGCUAACAUCACCGACCAUGAGCUCCCUGCGCUACUCUCCUCCUGUUGGAGACGAGGAGGUCUGCUGGACAGAGAAAGAGGGUCGGUGGCUGAACAUUGUAGUGAAAGAGGAGGAUGUCACAGUAACAAAAGUGGAGGAUGUUACAGUAAAACAAGAAGUAGAGGGUGAGGAUGUUGCAGUGAAAGAAGAGGAAGACGCGUUCAGAGUGAAAGAGGAGGAUGUUACAGUAAAAGAAGAGGAAGGAGAGAUAACUGUCAUAUUGGAAGAAGAAGAAGAAGAGGUUGGGGAACUGAUUAAAACCAGAGAGAGACAAGACUAUCGUGGAUCCUCUGGGGAGCCUCAACAACAUCAUGAUGCUGACGAGGCAGAGAAGAGUCUUUCCAGAGCAGAAAACUUCAAGAAACCCCAGCAGAGACCCACAGGGAAGAAAUAUCACCACUGCCCGGACUGUGGGAAGAGUUACUCAAGAUCAGAUUCACUAAAAGUACACUUGAGAAUUCACACAGGAGAGAAACCUCACUGCUGCUCUGACUGUGGGAAGAGAUUUACCUCUUCAGCAGACCUGAAAAGACAUGAGAGAAUCCAUACAGGUGAAAAACCUUAUAGCUGUAAUCAAUGUGGGAAGAGUUUCACAACAUCUAGCCAGCUGACUAUACACCAGAGAACACACACAGGAGAGAAGCCUUACCACUGCUCUGACUGUGGAAAGCGUUUUCUUAAGUCAGGACAUUUAAAAUCACACCAGAGAACACACACAGUAGAGAAACCUUAUAGCUGUGAUCAAUGUGGGAAGAGUUUUACUCACUCAAGCUGCCUGAUAGUACACCAGAGAACACACACAGGAGAGAAACCUUAUAGCUGUGAUCAGUGUGAGAAGAGUUUUGUUACUUCGAGCCGUCUGACUAUACACCGGAGAACACACACAGGAGAGAAACCUUAUGGCUGUGUUCAAUGUGGGAAGAAUUUUGUUACAUCUAGCAGUUUGAUUACACACCAGCGGACACACAGGAGAGAAAUCAAUGUGGCAAGAGAUACUCUGAUAAAAAAUCUCUGAUUUAACUAUCAGAAAAUACAGCCUCCCCGAGUGGCGCAGUGGUCUAAGGCAUCGUAGUGCGAGCUGUGCCACUAGAGAUCCUGGUUCAAGGCUCUGGGCUGAUGGAUUCCCAGUUUGGAAAGAGGGUUCAGUCAGUUUGGGAACCUAAUUGUGGAAAGACAUUUUCUUGGACACAGGACCUAAAAUAAGACAAUAUAGAUGCUGUGUUCUGACAAGUUUUUGACUGAGAAUGUUGUUGAUGCCUGAAAACACAUGAGAGGGAACACACAGUAGAAAAAGCCUUUCCAAUGUUCCACUAUGUUGUUGAUGCCAUGUGAUGUCAUGUUUGUAUGAAAAUCUUACAAACUAAAAAAAAAUAGGCCGAGUUGAGUUUUUUCCUCUCGAGACAUGAUCAUGUCUGAAAUCAGAUUAAUAUUUUAAAAAUGUGUAUUUUAUUUUAUCUUGAUUAUGGAUUUGAUUGAAUACAAGUAUGAACACUUUAGAUGUUAAUGAUAUGAUUUGGAAAGUUGUAGAUUUUAUUAAAUAGAUUUAAUAAAAUGUGUAUUUCUUGAUACACCCCCAAAGGGCCACGUCGUGACAGUGUACUAGUCACGAUAUACACCCCCAAAGGGCCAUGUCAUGACAGUGUACUCGUCACGAUAUACACCCCAAAGGGCCACGUCGUUACAGUGCACUCGUCUUCAAACUAAAGGUGUAUGAAAAUGUGUUGACGACGUUCUGAUAACAUUGAAAAUAGAACAUAUUAAUGACGUUGAUAAGAGUUGUUGACAUGAAGAACAUAUUAAUGACGUUGAUAAGAGUUGUUGACAUGAAGAACAUAUUAAUGACUUUGAUAAGAGUUGUUGACAUGAAGAACAUAUUAAUAACGUUGAUAAGAGUUGUUGACAUGAAGAACAUAUUAAUAAGAGUUGUUGACAUGAAGAACAUAUUAAUGACGUUGAUAAGAGUUGUUGACAUGAAGAACAUACAGUGCCUUGCGAAAGUUUUCGGCCCCCUUGAACUUUGCGACCUUUUGCCACAUUUCAGUUGCAAAAUUAUUCAGCCCCUUUACUUUCAUUGCAGCAAACUCUCUCCAGAAGUUCAGUGAGGAUCUCUGAAUGAUCCAAUGUUGACCUAAAUGACUAAUGGUGAUAAAUACAAUCCACCUGUGUGUAAUCAAGUCUCCGUAUAAAUGCACCUGCACUGUGAUAGUCUCAGAGGUCCGUUAAAAGCGCAGAGAGCAUCAUGAAGAACAAGGA